Molecule: messenger RNA, 2535 nt
Organism: Hyphopichia burtonii NRRL Y-1933
Lineage: Eukaryota; Fungi; Ascomycota; Pichiomycetes; Serinales; Debaryomycetaceae
Product: putative ubiquitin-protein ligase
Exons: 2
Coding region: 1-2535 (844 amino acids)
Biological process (GO): protein ubiquitination; ubiquitin-dependent protein catabolic process
Molecular function (GO): ubiquitin protein ligase activity
Source: RefSeq, a predicted model, not a curated record
AUGGAGGUGGCGGUGGCGGUGGUGCUUGAGCUCUUCUCGAUUGUAAACCUGGUGGAGGUGGUGGAACCGAAGGACGCUGAGAUUGACGAUUACCGUUUAAUGAACUCGUCAGCUGGUCAGAAUAGCCUAAACACUGACCUAGAGUUUGAUCUGUCUUUUAGCUCAUUAUUUCAGUCUCUUAUUGAUUCUGUUGUUGAACAAAGUGGAACUGCAAAAGAGUAUGGUAUGACUUGGGAAAGAUUUGGACCAAUGAUUUCCUAUUGCUGCUCACUAUACGGUGUGUCUUGUCUAUUAGUUACGGUGAUUUUGAAUCGUACUAUGGUUUUGGCAUCAAGUAAUAUCAGAACUGGACAACAACAAAAUCGCCAGAAGCUGGUAUAUAACUUGAAGAAGGGUACUGUUUUUGGAUUGCGGGCCUUGACCAUAAUUAUUUUGUUAAAUAAUUUAUGGAAUUGUCUAAUUGUUCUUAAAUUAACCGGGGUUAACUCUGAGGUAACUCCCUGGUAUGUCAAGUUUCUUCCCGAUAAUUUACACAACUAUGAUUCGGAAAAUGUCUGGUUUGCCAAAUAUAUACCUAAGCAAUUAUUCGGAUAUAAUCCAGAUGAUUACCCUGCAAAUAGCUAUAUGGCUACUCCAAAAAACUCCCCAACAAUAGGUCCAAGUACUGUGAUUUAUUGGUCUGUAUUCUUGGGUGCUUGUCUACUGGUGUUUGUUGAAACUUUUUCGUCCACAAUUUUAGGUGAAAAACGCUAUGUUAGUGCUGGAUUUACAUUAUUCGAACUUUCAGCUGGAUUUCAUGAACAAAGUUCAGCUGCUCCAUUCUUACCAUCUCUGACAAUUCAUAAACCUACAGAAGGAUUGGUUAUCAUUUGCAUUUAUCUGAUUCUUUGUCAUCUUAACAAUCAUGUGGGUAGUAUCAUCAACAAUAAUAAAUAUAGGUUAAUUCCUCUGACUAUUCUUGGAAUGGGUUUACUUGGAUACUUUGCUAAUUCUAUCAGACAGCAUUCUACUUUUGACAUUUCUGUCCCAUGUGUGAUGGCACUUUUUCCCCAAUUGGUAACAUGCAUUGGUGUUUUUUUAGCUGGCGUUAUUUUCCUUUUGGCUAUUAUUGCAAAUGGUUUUGAUAUUGGAGCUCUCAAUUACGGAAGGCUUUUUUUCAAUGAAGAUGAUAACAUAUCACCUCAAGAAAGGUUUAACGUGGGUCUUGAUGAUGAUUUUUUAACUGCCUUGGUAAGUUUUGGUCAAUUAGCAGUAACCCUGGCUGGUAAAUCAUGUUAUAUUACAGAACUUAGUUUGGUUAAUGUUGAACCUGAAACUUAUAUCGAAAGAUCAAUUUGGACCUUCUUAAAGUCACAGGUAAGAUCAUUCCGUAAAUUACCGCAAGACCGAAGACCAAACCGUGAUAAUUUAUUGGCAUAUUUGAAAGAUCAUAAAAUAUCAGGAUAUAAUAAUAUAAUUACGAAUCCAAGUAAGCGAUUGCUUUCUGACGGUAGUUAUAAUAUUGAUGAUGAUGAUCUUGAAUAUUACAAUGAGUUUAGAGUUUCUAAUAUGAGUAUUCAUCGUAAAAGGUUUGUGUUCGUUACCAGAAUAUAUAUUAACUUGAUUCAAUUGAUCAAAGGGUUAGUGAUUGAUAAAUUUAUCCGCUCUUACAUUCCUUACUUGGUAAAGGUCUAUAUACUUCGAAUUCAACUUUCGGGGACUUUUAGAAAAAACAUGAUUGAAACUGAUGAUGAAUUCGAAGCCCGUAAACAAUCGGUUCCGACUUUUUUAAGGAGAUAUGUUCGAAAAUUACAACCAGUUGAAAGUGUCAUUCCGUCACCCGUACUAGAAGAUGAAGACUCUGCAAAAGUUCAACUCAGUCAAUUCACAGACCAGCAGUUACGUAAUGAGUAUGUGUCCAUAUUACAAGGUGAAGACAUAGCUGAAAUAGAUGAGUCGGAAGAUUUUCUAGAGAAUGCUGAAUCAGAACUGGAAAUCGAAAGUGAUUUUUCGGAUAUAGAAUCAAUUGAUUUGACACAAAGUGUGGUAAACUCAGCAAGAAGACCUAACCCUAGUUCCGAUAACAUCCAGCUUGCUAUCAAUGAAUUAUUCACCCCUCAAGGACUUCAAGAAUUUAUACAAUCACCAUUGGAAUCAUCAGUUUUACAAAAGCACUUGACGUACGAUGGUAUAUUGACCAGAUCGAAAUACAACAAAAUGAUAAAACCAGCAGAAGAGGUCAAAGACGAAGCUGGAAAAUUACUUGAGCUUAUCAUAGAGAAGAGAGGCGAGGAAUUGAAAGACAUUCUCGAUGGUAAAGAGCUUCCAAAAGAGCACAAAAAGAUCGAAGACGACGGUGACUCGAUCGACGACUUUGCUGAUUCUAAAUUUGACUGUGUUAUCUGUCAAACUAAUACCAGAGAAAUCAUCACCUGGCCAUGUCGAUGUUUUGCAAUUUGCGAAAGUUGUAGAUUGAGCUUGGUAUCAAAAGGAAUGGAAGGAUGUGUCUGUUGUCGUAGAGACGUCGAAGGUGUUUCCAAAGUCUUUGUUCCAUAA